Molecule: messenger RNA, 1425 nt
Organism: Mercurialis annua (annual mercury)
Lineage: Eukaryota; Viridiplantae; Streptophyta; Magnoliopsida; Malpighiales; Euphorbiaceae
Exons: 1
Coding region: 227-1312 (361 amino acids)
Source: RefSeq, a predicted model, not a curated record
ACUUUAUUUUUCCCUUGUCAAUGUUAGUCACUAGUUAUCACUACCACUCUCUCACUUCUCAUAACAUUCUAUUAUUUUUGUCCUUUAAUCACGCCACUCUUACUUCAAUCUCAUUAUUUUGUUCUUCCAUUUGUUAAAACCAGAACCAGAACACACAAAUCUCUUUGUUUUCUCCCAACAAUUUCCACAUUCCAUCACGACCACCUUAGAAAAUUCUCUCAAAAACAUGUCUGAAUUUUCUAUUUCUUCAAAGAAAAUUCAGUUCUCAAGUCUUUUACUCUCUGACUUACUCUUAUUCUGUUCUUUCAUUUUGUCUCACCCUCUUUAUCUCUUCUACUUCAUCUUCUUCUUCCCUUACCUCUUCAAGCUCCUCUCUUAUCUCUCCCCUCUUUUCGUUACCACCCUUCUCUCACUCCUGCUUUUCCUCACUGUUUCUCCUAAUCAACUCUCCGAAUCUAAUCUCGGAACGUUGUACCAAGCUCUUGUAGACAGGUUGAGCUCCAAAGUAGUUGAAGAUGUGAAUGCCACGGAGUUGGAAGCGUAUAAGAUUGUGUUCGAGGCAUCAGAUUAUGAUAUUGGAGAAACCCCGGUUCAGUUUCUUGCGCAAGAAGGUACCGAAAACAGUUCCACAGACGAUCAAGAUCAAGCGCGUGUUAGCAAAGGUUCAAGCAAUGAAAACUCGGUUGCCAUUACAAUGCCGGAAAGUACUCAGAUGGUUGCGGAAGUAAAGACGUUAGGAGUAUAUUUGCAUCAAAAGGAGGAAACAAAAGAAUUCGCGAGCGAAAAAGUUGAAGAAGAAGAAGAAGAAAAGUCAGUAAUAAGCAGCGAUUUCGAUAAAGUUGAGACAGAACAUAAAGAAGAAGAAUACAUUAGAAGCGGAUCCAAGGCAAGAAUGGACUCAAAUUCAUGGAGUAGCCAUGAGAAUUCGCCGAAUCUCGGAAGUUUUGGAUCAAUGAGGAAGGAGAAAGAGUGGAGAAGGACAUUGGCGUGCAAACUUUUUGAGGAGAGACAUAAUGGUGAUGGAAGUGAAGGUAUGGAUAUGCUUUGGGAGACAUAUGAGAGUGAUGCCAUUAAAGUGCAGAGAAAAAGUAAGUCUAAGAAAGGAAGUAUUGAGUAUUGUGAUGAUGAUGAUGAAGAAGAUGAUGACGAUGAGCCGAGUAAUGGGCAAUUAUGUUGUUUGCAGGCUCUUAAAUUCUCAACUAGGAAGAUGAAUUUGGGGAUGGGAAAGCCUAAUCUUGUUAAGAUUUCUAAGGCAUUGAAAGGGUUUGGAUGGUUGCACCAUGUUUCCAAGGGGAAGAAGGCUUAUCAUUAAUCUUAAUUUAAUCUUAAUAUAGAUUAUUAAUUAAUGUUUAAUGGUUCAUCAAAAUAUGUGUAUUUUUGCUCGAAGAUUAUAAAGUAAAUAUAGUUAUUCUGUUUUCCUUGAAA